UUGAUAAUUUUUGGGGGGAUUAAUGAGUUAAAUUUAUUUACCUGAGUAAUUUUUUGCUUCGUUUACGCGAAAAAAAAUCAUCCUCGCGAACGAUGCACAUUUUGUUUUGGAUACCCAGAGCCAUUUUCAAUAUUUUGGCGACAAUUGAUGGACAAAAAAUGGGGGGCAAAGUUUAUUGUAAAUUGAAACAUUAAAUGUUAAUUAAUUCCGGGAGAUCAGAGGGAAAACAAUUAUUUCAGUCAACAAUCCAUCGACUCUCAAUCACCGAAGGAAAUUGUUGUUUUUCCCAAUUUGAUAGACGCCAUUUUUGUUUUUUAAGAGAAUGUAAUCACGAUGUUUUCGUUCAAUGAAUUCCGCGAGUCAGGACAAGAGAAAUAAGUUUUUUUGUAUUGGUUGGUUUGGAGAUUGCAGCUGUGUUAUCAGCCACUCCCAGUUGGUCGCUUUCUUAGCCUUGAAAAUCCAUCCACUUUCUCGAACAAGAUGGCGGAGGCAUAAAUGAAUGCAGUGAAACUGAAAAUUGCAGUUGAAGCCUUUUGGGAUCGUUUUCUUAGGGUCUCCGGUGACUGGAACAAUCCGUGAUUUUUAGAGGAUUUCGGUACUAUCAAGGGGCAAGGACUUGUGACCAUUUUCUGGAAUUUAAUAUAAAAAGUUGGAGUUGUUUAUCUGGAGGAAUUUUUCAUAAAAAGUUGUCCUUUAAAAAAAUCUUUCAGCCACUUUCUAUGAGAAUUCGUUGGAAAAUCGAUUUUUUUUUCCUACAUUUUUAUCGCCGGUGUUUUGACACCCGAGAUUAUACACGACUUCAGGCAGAAGUUUUAUGCCAAUCAGGGAAACAUUCAAGCACAGAAUGCUUGCGUCAAGAAUGAUCCCCUCGAGAUGUGCGUGUCCAGGAAGCACCUCGAGGAGACGAAUCACGUGUUUCAACAUAAAGUCGCCGAGGUCAAGCCCAUGACGAAUCAGAAGAACUCUGGGAGAUGCUGGUUGUUCGCUGCUCUCAACGUCAUGAGGAUCAAGUUCAUGAAACAGUACAAUCUGGAGGAGUUUGAGUUUAGCCAGGCGUAUCUCUUCUUCUGGGAUAAGGUCGAAAGAAGUAACUUCUUCCUCCACAACAUCGUAUCAAUCGCAAAACGAGGUGAAAAAAUCGAGGAUCGUCUCGCCUCGUUCCUUCUAUUCGAGCCAGUCCCAGACGGUGGCCAAUGGGACAUGCUGACAAACCUGAUAAAUCGUUACGGUGUCGUACCAAAGAGCUGUUUCCCCGAGUCAUGGACGAGCGAAUCAACAUCGCGAAUGAAUUCUCUCGUCAACAGUAAACUCCGUGAGUUCGCCAAAGCCCUCAAGAAUCUCGUUGACAGUGGAGCAAGCGAUGAAGAUAUCGAGACGAAAAUCACCGGGCAGAUGGUAACAGUAUUUCGCAUCAUUGGCAUAUGCCUGGGUGUGCCCUCGGAGACAAUCACCUGGGAGUACUACGACAAGUCCAAGGUGUACAACUGCAUUGGGCCACUGAAGCCAGUGGAUUUCUACACAAAAUACGUCAAACCGUACUUCAACGUCGAUAACAAAGUCUGUCUCGUCACUGAUCCAAGGCCAUCGAAUCCUUUUGGCCAUUUAUACCAGGUUGAGUGCCUUGGCAAUGUCGUUGGUGGACGAAAGACACUGUACAACAAUCAGCCGCCAGAGCUACUGAUGUCCCUGGCUGCUGACAGCAUUAAAGCGGGAGAGGCUGUGUGGUUCGGCUGCGAAGUCUCCAAAAGAUUUGCCUCCAAGUACGGAAUUCAGGAUAUCAAAGCUCAUGAUUUCACUGCUCUUUUUGGUGUCGACAUUCAGCUAGGACUGACCAAGGCCGACAGACUGGUCUAUGGGGAAUCGGCCAUGACACAUGCUAUGGCGUUCACUGGGGUCUCCACUGAUGCAGAGGGAAAAGUCAAGAAACUGAGGGUCGAAAACUCAUGGGGAGAGGAACGAGGUGACAAAGGCUAUCAAGUACUGAGUGCAGAGUGGUUCAAUGAAUUCGUGUUCGAAGUCGUUGUGGAUAAAAACUUUGUGCCAGCCGACGUUUUGGCUGUAUUUGAUCAGGAACCGGUGCUCCUGCCAGCUUGGGACCCCAUGGGUUGCCUAGCUCGCUCCUAAAUUCUCUGAUCAAUCGUAACUGAUAAGAAUAUUGAUUUUUCAACAUUUCAUAACAAUUUCAUUAUAUCUAUAUCCAUGUAAGAGAAAUCAGCAUUUUCCACGACGAAAAAUUAUUGAAUAAAGAGGAAUAUCUUUACAUUGCAAA
Molecule: messenger RNA, 2269 nt
Organism: Diachasmimorpha longicaudata
Lineage: Eukaryota; Metazoa; Arthropoda; Insecta; Hymenoptera; Braconidae
Product: bleomycin hydrolase
Exons: 4
Coding region: 874-2124 (416 amino acids)
Biological process (GO): response to toxic substance; proteolysis; L-homocysteine catabolic process
Cellular component (GO): cytoplasm
Molecular function (GO): cysteine-type aminopeptidase activity
Source: RefSeq, a predicted model, not a curated record